AUGGCGACGCUGACGCGGCUGCUGCUCCAGCUCCACUACUUCACACGGCCUCCUCAUGCCGCCCAUCUCCUCCGCCGCUCGUCGCCGUCCAUGGAUGCGCAGGCCAUGCGGCACCUUCACGUCGCCUCGCUGCGGGCAGCAGGCAACAGCAGCAUCCGGUGGUUCGGACGAUCACAUGCCCAUCCGCCGUCGUCGUCGCCGCCGCCACUGCCCCACAACCGCAUCCACAGGGCGUUAGCGAAUACCUUGGCCUGCACUUCUGCUGCUGCCCUCCUCGCCGGGAGCGGGAACGGGAACGACGACACAUCAGAUGACCAAGAGCUACCACACGACCAUGGAGGUGACAGGGAGAAGAGGCGGUGGACCGAUGUUCUCAUCGCUGUUUGCAUCAUGGUUCAUGGUGUGGAUGUCGCAACAAAAGGAAGGCUUGAUGUGUGGGGAACUAAGGACAACGCCCUAAUCAGAAAAGGGGAAAUAUGGCGUCUGCUCACAUCAUCUUUUCUACACGGGGGUAUUAUCCACAUCGGAUUAAAUAUGUUCUCUUUGGAUGAUAUCGGGCCUAUGGUGGAAGAGGCUAUUGGCCCUGCAAGAUUUCUAGCUAUUUAUUGCACUUCAGCACUGGCAGGUUCACUGAUGAGUUAUUUGUUUACUCCCAAACCCUCUGUUGGUGCCUCCGAUGCAAUAUGUGGAUUGAUUAGCGCGCACGCUGUUUAUAUGUGGAGGCAUCGAGGGCAUUUGGAAAAGGCACAAGAAAAUCUAGAGGAAAUAGCAUUUGUGAUUUUCAUGAACCUGUGCAUUGGCCUCCUCUUACGGCGCAUCAUUGACAACUGGGCUCAUCUAGGAGGCUUGCUUGGGGGAGCGGCCAUGGGAUGGUUUGUCGGACCAAAUUGGAGCGGCGGCCCAGUGUAUGUUGCAGAGGAUGGAGCAAUUGUGUUCCAAGAUAGGGCGCCUCUUGCUCAGCUAAUCAAGGGUACUAGAAGGCUAACCAAAUGGAAUGAUGCAUGUAACGAACAACCUGACACCUAAUUUGCUCCGAUGUGUGCAAAUACCUAUGUAUAUCAGGAAGA
Aegilops tauschii subsp. strangulata is the source of this 1067-nucleotide messenger RNA. The record is from RefSeq and is a predicted model, not a curated record. Lineage: Eukaryota; Viridiplantae; Streptophyta; Magnoliopsida; Poales; Poaceae.